AUGGCACUUAGCCCUUAUACGAUUGACGUCGGUCCUUGCCAGCCCGACGGAACCCGCGAGAUUUUUCUGCAGCAUCAUCAACACGCAUGCUUUAGCACGACACACCGCGAAGUGCUGCGGGUAUGCCUCGCCAAGUGGCCAGCCAAGCCCAGCGUGGAGGACGCAGCACACACGUUGGAUCUGGACGAGACAGAGGCUCUACGGGCCCAACGCACGGAGGAGGCGUAUCAGGCGCUCCUCGAAAGUGGCAAUUCGGAAGGUAGCAGUUUUAUCCCGUCCCUCGCUGACGCUCCUGGCAACACCACAUCUUUUGCACACCACAAAGGCUCUCGUGCAUCUACCGAGAAGGAAGAAACCCCUGCGCUGGAGGACUACCUUUGCGUUUUUCAUCGAGAGGAGUUGGCGGAUCAGUACGGUCGGUACACCUUCGUCCAGCCGCAGACGAUCUGCACGGCGUACCGCGUGAAGGACACGACGGCGCUGGAGCUUGUCCUGCACGGCAUCGCUCCCCGUGACAUCUCCGCCUUUUCGGUGGGCAGCGGUGGCGUCUUUCUUCACGGACGCCGGCAGUCUAGCAAAGGCGAGGUUGGGUUGGGUGCUUCGCUGGAGUUUCAGGGGCAGCUCUACAAGCCGGCGGCUGACACGUGGUGGAUGGGAUCGCCGCUGUCGGUGAAGCCGGUGUACGUGGCGGUGAGUGCGGUGGCGCCGCCGGGAGCUACGACGACAACGGCGGCCGAAGGUGACGGGACGAGCGGCCGCUUUUAUGUGCCGGAGCCUUUUUGUGGAAGGAAUGAUGGGCAAUCCAGCAAUGUUGCGAUCUCCAGCGCGGAGGUGUGCGUGGCCGCUUCACCGAUUGGGUUCGGGGCAGACUCGGAUAGGCCUGUGAGCCCGCAUUCAAGCCCGCGCCCGGGAAGCCCUUUGGCGGACGCCUCUGUCGCGCACGUCGAGGGCCGCACCGCGCAAGGACAGUUUGACUUCCCACGUUCGCCAUCCUCCACGCCGAUCCCGUCCAGUCCUCUUCCCGGCGUCUCCCGGAGAGGUGAGGUGCAGAGUGGCGCGCCGUCCUCGUUGCCGUCCUCCUCUCGGGUGCCGCCGGCCCAAGCUGCGACCACGAAUCCAAAAUCCAAGUUUGUCUUUCUGGACGCGACUGUUCUGACGCAGCUGCCCCUCUACGAUCCGCAGAACGAAACGCCGCUGCAAAGCUGCUUGGCUGUCGUGCGCACCGCGUCGGACGAGCUUGGCCUGGUCCUCACGACGCCCCUCUACGCGAAUGACGCCAUGCUGUGGCAGUGGUGGCCGCACCGUGUGCGACUGUCUCGUCUGGCCAGUAGCGGGUCUGCGCUGUCGGUGGUGGCCUCUGCGCACCCGAGCUGCGCGCGAUGCCUUCUCUUUCUGUACGAUUCGCACUCCCACCGGCUCCGAGUGCUGCGCACGCCGGACUUGCACACCAGCGAAGGAGAGCUGGAGGUGCUCUUUUCCUUCCCGUGCGGCGAUCUGCCCUUUGUCUUUCCAUGUCUGCACACCGCCACCCACCCAGCCCCCAUUGCGGUGUGCAACUACCCGCGCGCAAAUUGGAUCUCCGUCUACGACGUGGCAUCCCUACUGGAGAAGCCGUCGGCAGACACGGUGGCCAUGCAGCUGGACUUUGGUGCGCACCAAAGCUCCCACCCACAGCGAUUUGGCGAGGUGCGGCUGAUCGGUGAUGCGAACACAUUGCCCAAACGAAGCGGUGAUGCGUGCGGUUCGGACGCACAACAUGGCGGGGCUGCCGGCCCGUACGAGAAGUGGCGUCGCAGAGAACGCAACUCGAAGGUCUGGGGCACCGACACGGCCACCGCUGUUCCCCAUCCCAUUCGGAGUCUGCUUUACCACUACGAUGCCUGCUUGGUGCUGCAGUACGACUGGCCAAGCGGGGCGGCGCAGACGACGGAGGCGGCGGCCACGGACGCGUUUCCCAGCACCCACACCGAAAACGCUGGAGGGGCGGCAGCGGAGGGUGGCCGUAGCCGACGCCGUCGGCGGUGUGAGGGGACCAUCUCGUACACGAUUUCCUUCCCUUCGUUGACGAGCGAAGUCCAGCCUCUGUUGGCUUUUAUGUUAGAGGCGUUGAGCGCCGCCAUGGGACCACGCAUGGUGGCCUUCCUUGAAUACCAGCUCUUCAUGGAGGCGUGGGGCUGCAGCUGCACGUCGAAUUCGUCUUCAAAUCCUUUUCAGACCUGUGCAGCAUUCUUGAAGCGGCUGUGCAUGCCCGUUGUGCAGCGCAACACAUUCGCUGCCGGGGAGGAAGGUGUCGCAGGGACACGUGAUCACGGCGACGCUGCUUCCUCCUCCGCUACUGCUGCUGCAACAGAUCCAGUGGGAAGGAAGAUCCUCGCCGAUUCAGACAGGUUCGUUGACCCGUCGAUGCUCACUCUCCAGCGCGUGCAGAGUGUGCUUGUCUCGUCAGACAAAGACGCUACGCUACGCACCGGCGACAUCUCCAACACGGAGGCGCAAUCUUCUGGAAAUGCUGCACUAAUUCCGUCCUGGACACCACAGCAGGCGGGCUUGACGCUGGUGGCGCUGCACCUAUUGUUUGAGUCGUGCCGUCUGCAAGAGCCGCUGUGGAAGGUGCUGCCUCCGCUUGCGGAGUUGAACCACAGUUUGAGUGUGCAACUGAAGUGGCCUUCUUACGUGGAGUUCUACAACGCGAUGCUGUUUACCGCGUCUGCGAACUUGCAUGAGCCGCGAGAAGAAGCCACGGGCGCGAGCUGUUUUGCACAGUGCCUUCCCCAGGAGGUGCUGGAACGCCACUUUGAGUAUCUGCAACCACAGGCGGACGUGAACCCUACUGGGGCCUUUUCUUCCACUUCGCCUUCCCACGCCCCGCUUGUGGCAAGAUCGGGCCCGGUGGAGUUCGCCCACGGCGAUGCCCCAGAUCUCUUUCGACUGCUUUCGAUGCUCGCGAUGGGUAGCAAAGACGCGGCGUCGCACGCAGCGAUGUACCGCGCGUGGCCGCUUCUCCGGAAUGUACCGGAAACGCACCCUAUCGCACUCGCGAAUCGCCUUGUGGCGGUAUAUCGCGAUGUAUUCGGAGCCGCUCCAGUGCCGCACCACAACAACAGUACCCGCGGCAGCGCACCACUCGCAGGAAGUGGCGGAGCAGAACACAAAAACAGCGGGCCCUGCCGACGGAGGUGGUGGGAACGCAUUUGCACGCAGCUACUGCAGCAAAAGAUCUCCGCCAGCCUUGUCCGCCAAGUCCUUAACACCGGGGUGGCGUACCCGCUACUGGAGGCGAUUGCCAAAGGUCGUGAACAGGCAGAGGCGACCUGGCCAGCCGUUUUGCUGGACCUCGUUGGACGUCGUGAUCGGUGCCCGCCGACGUCGCUCGCAGCUCGACUUAUCAGCGCCGGGCGACACGUAGUGGAGGCGGCGGAGGAGAAUGCGGUAGCCCGCCAAAUUCGCGUGGCGCUCGCCGAGGACGAUGGUGUGUCGGUGCGACCUGAUUUCCGCAAGACGUGGCGUGACUCGCGUCUGGAGGUGGCGCAGAACAUCUUCAACACUGUCACACCAAUCUCGCUGUCGGGGUUUGAGGACCGGCCAGAGGAGCUCACAGGGGCGCUGGAGCUGCUGUCGAGCCGUGCCCGCGCUAUGCCGCUGGGCCGUGGGAUGCUGACGAUGUGUACGCAGAGCUUCAAGGUUCAAGACAGCAUUCCCAUCCCACCCCUGAACCUGAACGGCCGCACAAACGACGGGGUCUGCAUGGUGAACAAGUCCACCGAUGACUUGAUGUGGCCGCUCUUCCACAACGGGUGUGCAGCAGGGCUGCGCUUUCUGCCGCUACCGCCGUCCUUUUGUGCUGGCGUAAGCAACGGUGCCUCCGCGGACGCGGCGUCCCCUGUCGCACAGGGUGGUGGCGGAGGAGCUCGAGGAGAAGACGCGUCGAGCACGUUCAACCAAGAUGCGAGAGCAACCGGCGCCACCGCGGCGCAGACAAUCACAAAGCAGUGGGUCAUGUACCAGACCAAGAACAUCGGCAAUGCAGCUUCGCGUGCGGGAUUGCUGCUGGCGACCGGCAUUCUCGGCCACCUCACCGUGCUGCAGCGCACGGACAUCUUUUACCUCCUCAUUUCCCGACAGGAGCAAUACGUGUGGCGCGAAGCCACCACGAUGGCUGUCAUGCUCGGCCUGAGCUGCAGCUUCUGUGGCACGAGCAGCGAGGCGGUCUUCCGCUGCCUGUCCGUCCACGCGCAGUCGCUGAACCCGAGCGCGGAAGACAUCGAAGUCUCUCUCGAUGUGCAAACGGCGGCGUUGGUCUCGAUGGGACUGCUGUGCCAGCAAGCGCCAUCGAACACGUUCCUGGUGGAGGUGUUCCUUAUCGAGAUCUCGCGUCUGCCGACGGACGAGCACUGCAGCAAGCGAGAGGGCUACGUGUUGGGGGCGGGCUUUGGUCUCGGUCAGCUGCUGCUCGGCGUGGGUGCCGCGCACGGCGUCCCGCACGUGGAGGACCGCCUUUUGGCCUUCAUGAACGGUGCGCCCCGCAAGUCUGCCGUGUCGACGCGCGAGGGCGUGGAGUACUUCGAGGAAACGAUGGGGCGUGGCGAGGCGGGUCACUUCCUCGCGCGCGCGUUACUCUCGCAGGAGCAGCGCGAGGCGACCUUUAACUCCUGCGCCAGCGUCUACGAAGGCGACUGCUACAACGUUUUCGUCUCCGGUCCCGCCGCUGCCGUCGCGCUGGGCCUGAUGUAUCUGCAGACAAACAGCGCGUUUAUCGCGGCCAAGAUGGCGCCACCGAAUCGACGCACGGCGGUGCAGCGACUGACGCCGCUGAUGUGCCACCUGCGUAGCACGAUGGCGUCGCUGAUCUGCUGGAGCUCCAUCGCGCCAUCCCGGGCGUGGCUCUUCGCGCAGUUGCCCUCUUCCCUGUUGCAACUAACCACGGCCGCCACCAACGUUCCCAGCCUGGUGGCACAACAGCGCAACUACCUCCUCAUGAAUCUCGCCCACUGCCUGGCGGGCCAAGUCAUGGCCAUGGGCCUGCGCUACGCCGGUACGAUGGACACGCAGGUGCGCGACGUCAUCUUUGCAGAGUUGCAGGGCUUUUUGCUGGGGCAGAUCGGCUCGACGAAGACGGCCAUACCCGCCGUGCAGCGGGCGACGGGUGCGUAUGAAACCUGCACCCUCACCUGCGCCAGUGCGCUGAGCCUCGUGAUGGCGGGCACGGGCGAUUUGAAGGUGUUCACCGCGCUGCAGCACCUCUACCGUCGCACCAACGUCGCCUACGGGUCGCACAUGGCGGUAUCGAUGAGCAUGGGUCUGUUGUUUCUCGGCAGCGGUCGGCUGACCUUGUCAAACAACAUUGCAUCGGUCGCGGCGCUGCUGAUGGCGUUCUACCCGCAGUGGCCAAGCGACCCGGAGGACAACACACAUCACCUGCAGGCACUUCGGCACCUCUACGGGUUGGCGGUUGUGCCGCGGGUGAUGGAGGCAGUGGAUGCGGUGAGUCAGCAGCCGGUGUCCGUCCCGGUGUGCAUUUUCCUACGCAGUGCCGAUGCCAGCGGCACCACGGCACCAACGGCGGCAGAUAGCGGUGAUGCCGCUCCACAGGGCACUACCUUCACUGCAAAAGGUAGAGAAAUAUGCACGCGGACGCCGUGUUUGUACCCACCAGUGGAGAUGAUCGAGCGCGUUGAGGUCCACAGCCCGCAACACUACCCUCUCACCUUCGACUCUGCCAGCAAGGAGCUGACGCGCUCGGCGAGUAUGGAGUUUCGGGUAAUGACAAAAGACACCGCGCUCAGCCACGACGGCAGUCGCACAAGUCGGUCACCGCUGGAAUCCCGCCUCCUGGACUGGUUACACCGCCUCUUCCACCAGCCGUCGACCACCACCGCGGAAGCGCUUACCGUCAUGGACAGUGUGAAGCUACUGCACCACGUUCAGCGUCGACUCGUCUCGACUGCCAUGGCAGGCGAUAUGUUGCUGAACGGCGACUUCAGCGCAGCCGUGAAGGAGGCGAUGGAGAAGCGGUACAACCACAUUUUCCUGCACCGUGCAGAGAGCAACACUACCGUGAUGCAGACACCGAAGUCGCACGCAGCGCCGCACCACCCGCUGUAUCAGCUCAUCAUCGAAAACAAACCGUACGGACACGUGCUUGAGAGCGUUGCGAUGCACCCCCGCGGUACGGCGGCCUUUCCAUGCGACUUUACCUCGUUCAUCUCUACGUCCCGUUCCGCUAGCAGUUACCACGCGGAGGACGAAGUCAAUUGCGCGGAAGGUGAGGCAACGGCUGUGCUGGACUUGGAUGCGCUGCAUCGAUGGACCACAGAGGCUCUCCAUUACUACGGCUUGAAGCAGGCGGCGCGGCAACAUAUUCGAGGCGUUUUUUCUGUCAUUUCCAAUAGCACCGCCGCCGAGCAGACAGCCAACGCUUCUGUCUCUGUUCAUUCGGCUUCGUCUUCUUCUUCUGUCAUGCGGCUUACAUGUCUUUUGAAGCUACAGGCCUCCACACAGCUUCCUUUCAGCACGCUAGAGAAAGUCUGGGUCUGCUGCUUCAGCUGA
Leptomonas pyrrhocoris is the source of this 6546-nucleotide messenger RNA. RefSeq names its product cyclosome subunit-like protein. The record is from RefSeq and is a predicted model, not a curated record. Gene Ontology annotation, molecular function: molecular adaptor activity. Lineage: Eukaryota; Euglenozoa; Kinetoplastea; Trypanosomatida; Trypanosomatidae. Bases 1 to 6546 code for a protein of 2181 amino acids. The transcript has a single exon. Gene Ontology annotation, cellular component: anaphase-promoting complex. Gene Ontology annotation, biological process: metaphase/anaphase transition of mitotic cell cycle; anaphase-promoting complex-dependent catabolic process; protein K11-linked ubiquitination.